AUGUUGGGCAUCAACAAGCGUGAGAAGUAUAGGGAUGGUGACGAUGGAUCCCUAGUGAAUAAUACGCAGGACUUGGUCAAGCUGCGUUUCGCUCUCGACCUCGAGGGCGAUAUCAAUAUCCCUUCCAACCCUCCUGCCUCGCCAUUUGACUUGAUCGGUGAAAUCCGCGAGAGAGCUCCCACCACCGCCACCCCGCCCGCACCGACGCCCACCGCUUCUUCGACUGGGUUCCCCGCCCACCGUCGCCGCAACAAACCCUCGUCGUUCAAGCAGCGACGUGCUGAGCAAGCCACCCCUACUGUUCCUCCGAAAGAAGAUCUUGCAAAAUCUACCCCGCCCACUAUACAGGAUGACAAGAAGUCCAUCGGGGAGGAAAACACCCGCCAUCUGGCGUCCAUGUCAGAGGCGCAGAUCGAGAAAGAGCGGGAAGAGCUGAUGGCAUCGCUGGACCCUGGACUCCUAGAACGUUUCUUGCGUCGUGCAAAGAUCGACGAAGAUGAAAAGACUAGCGACAGCACUCCUUCAUCAACCCCCGCAAAGCCGGAAGAAGCGAAGGACGAGAAAGAAUUACCCUCCCAAUCCAAGAAAUCGGUCUCCUUCGAUAUCCCACCCACGGCCAAGGAAGCAACACCCAAGAAACCACCAACCACCAACCCCAUACCUGCCUCUACCCAGUCUACACCGAAGCCGCCACCAGGGCACGACGACCUCCCCCCAACCAACGUUCCAAAGGACCUCCACCCGGCCUCAGAGUAUCCUAACAUGGACCCAUCAACCAUCGAACGCUUCCACUUCCCCCAACCAACACAACCAAUGCCAACACUCGACCCAUCAUCGCCCAAUUUCCUCGAAGAUUUAAAAACCCACUACUUCCCCGAAAUCACCCACGACCCCUCAUCCCUCUCCUGGCUCCAACCCCCCUCAUCCUCAGAAGAAGAUCCCGAUUCCACAUCCGCCUACCACCCCGCCAGCAAUGCCAUCUCAAUGGCCCCCUCCGCAAUCCGCUUCUCGCUCCGCGGAACCAUCCUCGCGCCGGAAACGUCCCUCUCCCUCCCGACAAACCUGGGCCUGCAUCACCACGGUGACGACCCGCAAGCUGCGGGCUACACGAUUCCCGAGCUGGCGAUUCUAUCACGUUCGACUUUCCCUGCGCAGCGGUGUGUUGCGUGGCAAGUUCUUGGUCGGAUUUUGUAUAGGCUGGGUAAAGCUGAGUUUGGAGAACGGGGUGGACAGUUAUCUGAGGGGUUGUGGUUCUGUAUUGAGAAAGAGGGUGUUGUUGCGGGGAUGUUGACUGAGGCGGAUGGUGGGGCGGACUCGAGCUCGAAGUUGGGUAAAAUUAAGACUGAUGAUGGGGGAAAGAAGGAUGGAGAAAAUGAUGCUGGUCCGCCAGUUGCGUCGGGUAUUGGACGACAUGCUAGUGCGACUGCUUGGGCUGUUGAGGGUGUUUGGUUGUGGCAAAAGGGUGGUGCUGGUGACAGGGGUUUGUUGAGAGAGGGUCAACAUCGAUCGACGUGA
Molecule: messenger RNA, 1515 nt
Organism: Penicillium cosmopolitanum
Lineage: Eukaryota; Fungi; Ascomycota; Eurotiomycetes; Eurotiales; Aspergillaceae
Product: RPAP1 family protein
Exons: 3
Coding region: 1-1515 (504 amino acids)
Biological process (GO): transcription by RNA polymerase II
Cellular component (GO): nucleus
Source: RefSeq, a predicted model, not a curated record